This is a messenger RNA of Prorocentrum cordatum, 2544 nucleotides long. Lineage: Eukaryota; Dinophyceae; Prorocentrales; Prorocentraceae. The record is from the annotation of a GenBank genome assembly.
CGUGGCUGCCCCGCUCACCCCCCUCCUGCAGCUGGAGGACUACAACGCCGUCGUCGUCGACUUGCACGCGGACCACGUCCCCGAGAUCAUGCGCAAGCUCGCCGACCCGCGCUACGACGACGUUUCGGUGAGGCAUCCGACGCGCAGCCCGGGUAGCUCGGACGCCAGGCGCCGGGCUAGGUUGGAGCUCGUUUUUAAGGACCGCCUCUCGGACAUGGCCAUGGAGAUGCGCAUCCGAGACAUUAAACGGAACGUCCUAGAUGUCGACAGUUACAUCGGCCUCAAAUCCUUGUACACCGACCCGGACGCGCUUGUCCUCGAGUGUGUGCCCCCCCUGGCCGUGGCUAGGGUCAGCACGCUUUGCUUGCAGCUCAUCUUCCUCACCAGCGAUAGGGCCUUGAUUCGCACUGCGGCCUCGAAGGACACGCGGGAGAAAUUGAUGAACGACGCAGCUAAGGAGGACAAGGCACUUACUAUCACGAGCCUUCGCUGGAAGGCUGGAAAAUAUGGAGGGCGGCACUUCGCCACUGUUGACGCUACUGUUGGCGCUCUGACGGCCUCCCGCCGUCGGAGGCACCGCAGGGGGAAGCCAGCAACGAUCGUCGACCAUAUCACCGAGAUUCGGGUCAAUGGGGAGGUCGGCCUCGACAGCAAGGGGGUCAUCAACAGGCUGCUGCAGCACGCUUGCCAGACCCAGGCCCUGAACCUUCAGCCGGCGCGAGACUCAGAGCGUCCGGAGAUCGGCACUUGGGUGCACCUGUUGGACCUCAACCCCACGGCCCCUCCAGGCCACGCGCGGGUGUACCUGGGCAGCAGCGCCGACGUCCGCAAAGUCUACCAGGCACUCCAUGGGCAGGUUCUCCAAAUCGGCUCCGACACGGUCUCCAUCACCGCGCAGAACGACGCUGCGCAACUUUACCCCGACGUCACCCCCGACCAACGCAGCGACGUCUCCUUCUGCCUCCUGCUUCGCCGCAAACUGUAUCGCGACCUCGGCGUGGACUGCCCAUCCGACAUCAGCCCGUCAAGCGAUUCGCUGACGGAUUCACCAGUACGAACAUUGGUUCGCCGCCCGCACCUGCUCUACAAUGGGGAUGUCUCCAAAACUACGUGGAAUACCCAGGCGCUCUUCGCUGAGAACCCGUCUUGUUUCAAGCGGAAGUCUAAGUGCGUACACAACUUCAUGGCCAGCCACGACGUAGGCCUCUGGACGGAGACGCACGGCACGGCGGGCGGCAACGCUGUCUGGACGAACCCAUCCGGCCAGCACGGCAACCUCGACUUGUAUGUCCUCUAUUUUCGCACGGGUUCGGAAGUGAUGCCUCACGAUGUCGUUGCCGCCGGCCUGGAGCACAUGGACCGCCUGCCGUCCUUCUUCGAGCUCAGGGAGCCCUGCAUGACCUACGCGUCGCCCAAUACACGUUCCCGGCUCGACAGGCUAUAUUGCAACCAGGAGCACGCGCACUACCUGGACUACAACAUGUCGUGCGCGGCCCUCCCGUGGUGUUUCGAGUUAUCCCAGCGUAGGGUUGUCAGUUUCCGCCGCGCGCGUCCGUGCCGCGAUUCGGACUCCGCGCAGCCGCUCGCCGACCACUUCGUCGACCACCCCGACUGGCCGUCCAAGGUAGCCUUAACUUUUGGAGAAUUGCUCGAUCAGUCACCGGGAGCGUCUCGGCUGAGAAAGGUUUCGUUUCUCAAGGAGGCCAUGCGCACUGCCGCCGCCCACCUGGACGGGCCCGCGCACGCUGCUUCGGGCACGCUGAGCGCGGAAGACCGGCUGGGCACGACGAUGCGCUUCCUGAGGGCUUCGGAGCGGCAGUCCCCGAGUGCGGUUAGCUCUUGCAUCUCCCGCUACCCCGCCCUGCGCACGCUGGUCGACAACCCGUGCGACUUCGCCGGCCCGCCCCAGGCACGUCUCAGAUUUGUCCGGCAGCAUGCGCUCGACCUUGCCCGCGACCACGCUCUCGAUGAGCUCAACCAGUUGCGCGGCGAUCUCGCGGACCUCCCAGCGGAGCAAGCCGCGCACCGCCGUCGGCGGGUCCUCCGGCUGAUUCACCGCCUCGCCCCCGGCCGCAGCUGCGCGACCUUCGCGGUCAUGGACAAGCAGGGCCACGCGACCACCGACCCUUCGGCGAUGGCCUCCACCUUACGGGACCACUGGUUGAAGGUAUUCGCAGCCCAGCACACCGCCGCCGCCCUCCGAACCCAAUGGCUGCACGAGGAAGCAGACCACGGCACGCCAGAAGAUGCAAGACACCUCCCCUUCAACAAGCCCUCCCGGGAGGACUUCAAGAACGCCUUGCGCUUCUCCAAGAACAGUGCGCCGGGCCCAGAUGGCAUUACUUUCCGGGCAUGGCGCAGGCUUGGCGACUUCGGGACUACCAUCUUGUACGACGCCUUCUCCGCCCUCACUGCUGACGACGCGCUGGAGGCUCUCGACCAGGACUGGCGGGACUACAAUUCCAGCCUUUUGGUCUUUUUGCCGAAAAAGCAUUCCGGCGAGACCGAGGACGGCAUCUUGACGUGCGAGGCCGCCAAUACCAG